Heterobasidion irregulare TC 32-1 is the source of this 1419-nucleotide messenger RNA. RefSeq lists its product as uncharacterized. The transcript is spliced from 5 exons. The record is from RefSeq and is a predicted model, not a curated record. Bases 986 to 1183 code for a protein of 65 amino acids. NCBI's taxonomy places the organism in Eukaryota, Fungi, Basidiomycota, Agaricomycetes, Russulales, Bondarzewiaceae.
AAAAAAUCCGUAUAUUCACAUGUAGUCAGACAAGCGCUGCAUACGAGAGAUCAGAAGAAUCUGUGGCAUCGUAUCACAUAGAAGAGGGCAAGAAAGAGAUACUGGUAAAGGGUACGGAUCAGAUUUGCUUCCGCUCACCGCGCAUCCAGACUUCGUGGACCGCCCACUUCUCCGCUUUACCUCCCCCGUCGACUCGAGCACGGAAGAAACGCGCAUGAUGGAUCUUAUCUGCCAUCCGGACGCUGCAUUCUCUCAAAAUCUGUGCACCUUCGGCAGGAUCCGUCACGUCGAAACAGGAGAGUUCGCCCGCGGAGGCGUUCUCCCAAACUCGGCCGUCGAUUGACGCCUCGAACGCACAAUCAGAAAGAACGCCCUCAGUCGCCGUAUCGACGAGCCAAGCCAUCUCAGUUGUAGACCAGAAGGGUUCGAUGUCCUCCAACAUGUCCAAUACGAUGGAGUCUCCGUUCUUAGCACUUUCUGGACUACGGAACACCGUUUCGGGGCGGCCGUCCACGGCAAAAGAGGGUGGGAAGCUCACAUAGUGCUGCUCUGCGUCUGUGUCAAUCGCUGCCAAGUUGCGUUUCUCAAGAGAGAGGAUGUCUGAGGCCGAGUCGACAGAGUGAGUGACUGUCCCCGGCAGGAGAGAUAUUGUGGUCUCGAGGACACACGGUCGACCGACACACGGCGUGCGAACGGUCGUGUCUAAGAAGUUUGGCGCGGCGCGCUCGAAGGACACAUACGGAUAGUCGCUGUGCCUGCCUUCCAAUUGCAGACAGGGGGGUCUGUCGCACUGCACAAGUGAGUCGAGGUACCCGGCCGCUUGCAGGAUGUGCUUCCUGUUCCGUUCCUCUCCCGCCGAGCCAACAGUAAAGGCCUGGCCCCCACCGAGUUCGAUGCCCUGAUCAAACCAAGCCUCGGGGAUUUCGUUCCUUAGGAUGCUAAAAUAGUUGUCGGCCAUUUUCAGCUCGUCGGCGGUGACAUGUAGAUGAUCAGCAUCGAGAAGAUGGAGAAAGGCGGUGGCAAGGGAGCGGUGAAUGAUGCUGCCAUAGCCCAGCCAGGCGAAGGACGUGUGCACAUGGGAAGAUGCGCUCUGGGUGAUGGCGCGAAGGGAGCUGGUGAGGUGCUCGUGCGGCGGAAGGAGGUAGAUGGCCGUCGAUUUCCUGCUUUCGGCAAUACGGGAUGAAACAGCUCGGACGAUUUCGGGAAGUAUGAGAUAGUCAUCAUCUUGUAUAAAACAGUGCGCUGUGCUUGCUUGGGAGCAUGCUAUGAACCUGGCAUGGAAGUAAAGGUUGUCCGGCGAGUUGAAGACCCUAAGUUUGCUCUCAGGACACGUGGUGUUCACAAAGUCCUGCCCGCGCAGUCGACAAAUCAGCACUCGAAACAAAGGGGAUUGCCCACAUGAUAUGAGAUCGCCUUGGG